UGUUCUCUUUCUUCUUUAUUCACUCCUCUUGUUUUCUGUCCCACUUUUGUUUUGCUGUUUCUCCUCUUCUCUCUCUCCCUUCCCUUAUCUUACCCUCCGUCGUCUUCCUCAUCCACCUCGUAGCUCCUGACAAUGGCCAGGCCACACGAGAUGCAACUUUUGCGCUUCGAGGAUCGCAUCGAACCCACAUGCACCAUCACAGAGGUGGAUUUCUUCUCCCAGGAUCACCGACGGGCCGUCGCCGAAGCCGGAGCUUCUCCUGCUUCACCAAAAGACCAUCAGCGAGUAGAGGAGGAGGAGAAGGAGGAGGAGGAGGAGGAAGACUCGCCGGCUCAUGGACUCACGGGUAUCAACAUUGGAUUGAAUCUUGUGCCGUCGAACGCUCAGGCUGGCCAAUCUGUCAUCGCGGAGAAUGAGAAACCAGAAAACAAGGUGCAGAUCUUGACCCUUCAAAGAGAGUUGAGCCAAGUCAACGAGGAAAACCGGAGAUUGAGAAGCAUGCUGGAUCAGCUCACAAAGAGUUACACCGCCCUGCACACCCAGCUUCUUCAAGUAAUGCAACAAAGGGAAGUCCACGAGAUUCGACGAGGACAGGAUGGCAAGCCCGGUGUGCCAAGUCGAGGAGAACUAUUGGCCCAUCAAUUCAUGGAACCUGCUCCUACUCGCCUGCUGAAUACCGGCCAACGCCAAGACGACGAUGACGGCGAACACUCAUCGUCACGCAAUAAAAACUCUAGCGAUCGAGGCGUCGUCCCAUUUCCGCAAACACAUCUUCCUCACGUAGAUGCCUCCUCGGAGCAUACGUCGCCGAGCUUGGAGGAAGGCAAGAGCCCUAGGCUGAUGCACGAAAGGAGCACCGAUACAGCUUCUGAGGCCCCGUGCCGGCGAGCAAGAGUCUCGGUGCGUGCUCGAUCGGAUGCGCCGAUGAUCAAUGAUGGCUGUCAAUGGAGGAAGUAUGGCCAGAAGAUGGCGAAGGGCAAUCCUUGUCCGCGGGCCUACUAUCGAUGCACUAUGGCCAUCGCGUGCCCGGUUAGGAAGCAGGUGCAGAGAUGUGCGGAGGACAAGACCAUCCUUGUGACCACCUACGAGGGCAACCACAAUCAUCCCCUCCCUCCCGCCGCGACGGUGAUGGCGAAUACCACGUCCUCGGCUGCGGCCAUGCUGCUCUCCGGUUCCACCACCAGCGAGGACUCGCUCAUGGCCCCUGCGGCUGGCAGCUUCUUGCACCCCUCAACCUAUGCCUCCACCAUGGCCGCCCUCUCCGCCUCCGCCCCGUUCCCCACCAUCACCCUCGACCUAACUCAGACUGCGAACCAGCUGCAACUGCUUCAGCGACCGCAACAUCCGGUGGUGCCGCUCUCCAUGUACGGCCUCCCGCAGAAGCUUCCAGGGUUGAUGGUCGGGCCGCAGGCGUCACUGCCGUUCCGCCCGCAGCAGCAGUCGAUGGUCGAGACAGUCACUGCGGCGAUCACAACCGAUCCAAACUUCACCGCCGCCUUGGCCGCCGCCAUCACGUCCGUCAUGGGAGCUCCAGGGACUACCAACGGCGCUAGCGGCAGCAAUGCAACCUCGAUCGGGCCUGCCAUCGUGCCUGAGUCUCCUCAGUGUCCAAAGUCCUGCACCACCUUCUCCAUCAACUAAAAGUGCUGGUGCUGGUGCUGGUGUUUCAUCCGACCCAGGACGAGCAUACUCUGAUACAGCCAAAGAAGGUAUACCUAAAUAGAUAUAUAUACGCAUAAAAAGAGAAAACAAAGAGCUUGAAUUGGAAUGAAUGAUUUUUGUUUCAACAUUUUAAGUUAGUCGGGAAGGCCUGAAAGAUAUUUGUACAUAUUAUAGCUCUGAUCACUAUGAACAAGCAAGCGAUUUCUUCUUUAUUUUCUUUUUGGGACUGUAUAUUGUAUUAACAAAGUAAACAUUAUCAAAUAAAAAAGAUAAUGUAGCAAUAAUGAAGUAAUCCGCAACAACUCUUCAUCAUUUAGUAUUCA
Messenger RNA from Musa acuminata AAA Group (dessert banana), 1985 nucleotides. Its product is annotated as transcription factor WRKY5-like. Gene Ontology annotation, molecular function: DNA-binding transcription factor activity; sequence-specific DNA binding. The transcript has 6 exons. NCBI's taxonomy places the organism in Eukaryota, Viridiplantae, Streptophyta, Magnoliopsida, Zingiberales, Musaceae. Gene Ontology annotation, biological process: regulation of DNA-templated transcription. Bases 133 to 1641 code for a protein of 502 amino acids. The record is from RefSeq and is a predicted model, not a curated record.